CUCGUUCGAGCCACCAUGGACAUCGACGACAUCUUCAAGCGUCCGCCUCUGCCCAAGUCCGGCAACGCAGGCACCAAGCGCAAGCUCGAAGCUCCCACCCUCGAUCCAGAGUCGUACAAGUCGGCUCGCAUCGACUCGGGCAACGGCGCGACCCCGUCUGCCGGUGCCGACACCAAGGGCAAGGGCCGCGCCGUCACCAUCCAGGACGGCUCGGACGACGACGACGACGACGCCGACGACUCGCGAGCAGAGUUCGCGCCGGGUCAAGAUGCCGACUACUUUGCCGAGGAGGACGAGGACGGCCGCUUCUUCGGAGGAGGACUGAGUAACGUCCAGAAGCAGGUCCUGAACAUCAUGGAGGGCUCGGACAACGACGAGCAGCUCCCGGGCGAGGACCUCACGCCGCAGAGCGUGCGCAAGUCGCUCCUGUCGCUCGAAAAGGCCGUCAACAAGAACCGCGACCUGCGCACCAAGUACCCGACCGACCCGGAAAAGUUCGUCGACUCCGAGUUCAACCUCCUCGAGGCGCUGCGCUCCCUCUUCCUCCUGUCGACCAACCCGGCCAUGACGUACCCGAUCCUGCUCGACAACGCGACGCCCAACACGCUCGCCGACCUCCUGUCGCACGAGAACCUCGACGUGCCCGUCGCCGUCGUCGAGGUGCUCGAGGAGCUGCUCGACCCGGAGGACCUCGAGGACGACGGCGACGAGGAGGAGGACGAGGCGGCGUCCGAGGCCAAGCGGGCGGCGAUGAAGGCGCUCCUCGACGGGCUGGUCGAGGCGGGCGUCGUCGACCUCGUCGUCGCGCAGCUGCAGCGGCUCAACGAGGAGGACGAGGGCGAGCGCAAUGGCGUCUUCCACACUCUCAGCCUCAUCGAGAACCUCAUCACCCUCACGCCGCAACUCGCAUCCCCGUUCCUGUCGCCCAAGUCGUCGUUCCUGUCGUUCCUCGUCCAGCGCCUCGGGCAGGACAAGAAGCCCGUCGAGUACGACCAGAACCGGUACUACGCCGCCGAGAUGCUCGCGCUCGUCCUGAGUCUGCCGGCCGAGGUCGUCGAUGGCGAGAACGAGGCGAGGCAGCGUGUCGGGACCGAGGGGUGGGUCGACUCGCUCCUGAAGGCGCUCUCGGUGUACCGCAAGCGGGAACCCGCUUCGAGCGACGAGGUCGAGUUUAUGGAGAACUGCUUCGACGCGCUGUGCUCGGCCCUGUCGUCGCCGACCCCGCCACCCGCCUCGCCCGACGCGCCCGCCGUCCACCCCGUCAAGUCGGCCUUCCUCGACGGCGAGGGCGUCGAGCUCCUCGUCCUGAUGCUCAAGGCCAAGAACCUGUCGCGCACGAGGGCCAUCAAGGCGCUCGACCAUGCGCUCCAGGGUCGCGAGGGCGCGCCGCUGUGCGAGCGGUUUGUCGAGGCGCUCGGGUUGAAGACGCUGUUCUCGGCAUUCAUGGGCCGGAGUGACGGCGGCAAGAAGAAGAAGAACGCCCAGCUCGCCCCGACGCACGAGGACACCGAGCACCUCCUGUCGCUCCUGUCGUCCCUCUUCACGUCGCUCCCGUCCGACACGCCCCUGCGCACGCGCCUGCUCGCCAAGUUUGUCGAGUCGGACUACGAGAAGGUCGACCGCCUGUGCGAGGUGCGCGAGGAGCUCGAGCGCAGGAUCGAAAAGGGCGUCGACCCGGCGUUGGCGGCCGAGAUGGGCGACGACGAGCUGUACCUCGAGAAGCUCGACAACGGCCUGUUUGCGCUGCAGCUGGCCGACUAUGUUGCGGCGUGGGUCUGCAUGGAGGACGACGGCGCCCGAGACCACCUCAAGAUGCUCCUCUCUCGCCGCGACAAGUCUCUACGCGACGUCGUCACCGUGCUCGACGAGUACCGCGACAACAUCGGCAUCGACGACGACCUGCCCGAGGACGCGCCGCCGAGCGAGGGCGAGGAGCGCAGGGCCAUCCUCGACCAGCUCGCGAGGUACCUCGAGAGUGUCGCGUAGCGGACGACGUCGUGCAACGCGCUCGUACUGCCCA
Messenger RNA from Rhodotorula graminis WP1, 2020 nucleotides. RefSeq lists its product as uncharacterized. Gene Ontology annotation, cellular component: spliceosomal complex. The record is from RefSeq and is a predicted model, not a curated record. The transcript is spliced from 8 exons. Lineage: Eukaryota; Fungi; Basidiomycota; Microbotryomycetes; Sporidiobolales; Sporidiobolaceae. Bases 16 to 1986 code for a protein of 656 amino acids.